AUGAAGAGUAAGAAGAACAAGGAGAUCGAUGUUGAGCGCCUGAGGCAGCUGGCCGAGCAGCAGAAGGCGCAGAUCCACAUCCCCUUCCACUCCCUCAGGCAGAGCGACGAGCCGCAGCAGACGGUCCUUGAGAAGGCUGACCAUGCCCUGAUUGAUUACUGCAGCGCCCUGCCAGGGGACGAGAGCGCGGAGCGGUGCUGGCGCGCGGUGCGCUACUUUGAGGAGCGCGUGGCGGAGGCACAGGAGGGCUGCGUGCUGCCGGAGGGCGGCCGCUCGGCCGAGGCCGGGGCCUGCACAGCGGCGGAGCGCCUGGAGGACUUUGUGCGCCAGUUUGUUGGCCAGGCGCCCACCCACAUGUUUGUGCAGACGCUGCUCGUCCUGGAGAGCGCCGACCGCCAUGCCAAGGAGCGACAGGACACCCCACGGCCGGAGGCUGAGACAAGCGUGGAGGAGGCGGCGCGGAAGCAACUGGUGGAUCUAUUCUAUGCGAUGGACAGCGAUCUGAAUGGCAUGCUGGAUGUUGAGGAGUUUCGGGCGGCGAUGCGCGCGGCCAAGCGCGAGCUGCCGGGAGACGUGGUCUCCAAAGUGCUGGAGGCCAUGGACAUCCAUGGCCGCCUGACACUCGACCAGUUCAUCAACAUUGCCGAGGCUGAGGAGAUCUAUGCUGACACGCCGCUGGCUGCCUGGCUGCGACGGAGCGCAAGUGGAGAGCUGAAAGAAUAUAAACAUAAGGCAGUGUAG
Messenger RNA from Coccomyxa subellipsoidea C-169, 741 nucleotides. RefSeq lists its product as hypothetical. The record is from RefSeq and is a predicted model, not a curated record. The coding region runs from base 1 to 741 and encodes 246 amino acids. The transcript is spliced from 5 exons. Gene Ontology annotation, molecular function: calcium ion binding. NCBI's taxonomy places the organism in Eukaryota, Viridiplantae, Chlorophyta, Trebouxiophyceae, Coccomyxaceae.